ACAGUAUUGGAGCAGCAGCAGCAGCUGACUUGAUCGUUGAUGCUAAUCAGCAUAUUUGAAUCUGAGAGUAACUAGAGCUGACUACACUCUAAAAAUUAAGGGUUCAACUGGAGUUGUUCUCAGAUCCCCUAAGAACCGUAGGGUUCCAAAAGGUUCUUCAAAUGACUUGUUAGAAGGUGGGUUCAUCGAGGAACCUCCGUUGUUGCUGGACUUCUUCCGGAAACUUCGCAAUUACAACUUAAAACGCUGGUGGCAAGUUUGGAUGUGACAACAAUUAAAAAGGACAGAACAUGGACACAAUGCAAUUGGGAUCAAGAAGAUGUUCUCAGAAAUGAAUCAAUUCCAUGGAAUGGAUAUAGACAAAAAGAGAAUUCAAGGACUAGCAGAGGUAGAGAGGUGAGGCAGGGGUGAGGACAUCAUCCUGCUAUUUUGACAGUCCCUGAAGGACAAUACAGAAGAGGACUGGAGACCACAGCAGCGAUUCUGCUCUUGCCCUACCUCUUCAAUGAGGACCCGAGUGUCCUUUAUGUCCUUGACAAUGUAUCAUCUGUUUCUUCAUAAACAUAGGUGUGCAUGCUUAUAUAAAACUACAGCUGAACAUUUGUUCUGUUCUUUGUUAAUUGUAUAUAAUCUGUAUUAAUCUUUUUUUACUUUUGUUGACACCGAUUUCACCGCUCUUCACUCCUUUACUGCACAUCGGCGGAAAUCCAUUUCACUAUGAGAGUGAAAUCCCGCUGACCUUUGAUGGGGAGAACAUCCAUGCCCUUGAGGACGUUCUCAUGGGACUUGGGGAUCUGCUAGGGCUGUAUUAUUUAUUUCCCCAAAAUGUCAGAAAAACACUUAUGUUGUUUUUAAGUUACUGUGUUCUGGGGAUAAGAGAAGUUGGGGUGAAGUUACCAGGGCUGGUCAUAAUGAUGGCAAACUCCCUAACAUAACUAAGUGGAUAGGAUAUACACACUAAAGCUGAAAAAUCUAUAUUUAGCAUCAAGUCUACAAUAUUGUUAGUUUACCUAUGAUUCAUUUUGAAUGUAUGUUGUUUUUAUUGUACAUCAUAAUUUUUUAAUUUGUUGUAAAUGUCAUGAAAAGCACUAUACAAAGUAAAUGUAGUAUUUAUUAUGGUCUGCAGAAAUGUUGCAAUUUUGUAAUGUGUUUUGUAAAUAAUAAUUCACAUUUGUGGUGCCACUAAAUUAACAAUGGAUUAUUUAAAUCAAUAUUGUUAUUAUUAUUAAAACAUUUUUUCAUAAUGAGGAAGGGUGGACAGGGGGUUUAAAAAAAAUAACCCCAAAAGCUUAUUCGAGGAACUUAUAGGGGUUCCCACUAAAUGUUAUUCAAAUUACUUUUAGUGGUUCCCCCACAGUUUCAAUUUGAAGAACCCUGAAAGGAUACUCCAGUAACCUUUACUUUUUACAGUGUAUAUUGAUAAAAGUCACCUUGUCCGAGAGACAUUUACAUAGUCAUCCCAUAUUGGGCUGUGUAUAACUAUUUUGGGGCGAAAUAGUACAUUUUUACACUAUAAUAAAUGUUUCUGAUGCCACAUCGCCCGUUUUCAAAGGGAGUCGUUGGUUUUUAAGGGCAGUCGCUUUUUAGCUUUUUGUCCUUAAUUUUUUUCUCAACUGUGAUACCAACUCCAGUCAGCAGAUGGCGAUGUGCGUCUUUCAGGUGAUUCUGCCACUGGGACGUAUAAUCUAGUGGACGGAACGCUUCUUCAACAACAACAGCUAGUCAGACACCUUGGUACCUUGCUAGGCAAAACAGCCGAAACAUUGAAGUUAUUUGGACUGUGUCGGUGUAUAGCCACUGUGUAAUUACCAGCAUGAUAUCGUAUAUACUUUUCAUUUCAUAUUUAAGUUGUUGUUAGUCAGCUAAUUUAGUUGGCUUGAUAAAUUAGCCUAGCACUACGCUAAUGCUAGCUAGCUAUUAUCCCCUACCAUGAGUUGCUCACUAAACUUCUCCCCUCCUGCUAAAGAAGAUGGAGCCUGCUGGACUGAGAAAGAAGCUCUGGGGCUGAACGUUUUCGUGAAAGAGGAGGAUGUCACAGUAAAACAAGAAGUAGAGGGUGAGGUUGUUACCGUGAAAGAAGAAGAGAAAGAAGUUACAGUGAAAGAAGAGGAAGACGUGUUCAGAGUGAAGGAGGAGGAGGAUGUUACAGUAAAAGGGGAGAAAGAGGAGGAUGUAGUUUUUGAAGGGAAGGAGGAGGAGGAGACAGAAGGAGAGAGACGGGCCUAUCGUGGAUCCUCUGGGGAGCCUCAACAACAUCAUGAUGCUGACGAGGCAGAGAAGAGUCUCUCCACAUCAGGACACCUCAAGAAACACCAUCAGAGACCCACAGGAAAGAAACCCCACUGCUGCUCUGACUGUGGGAAACGUUUCAAAUCUUCAUCAGAACUUAAAAAACACCAGAGAAUUCACACAGGAGAGAAGCCUUAUAGCUGUGAUCAGUGUGGCAAGAGUUUUACUCAGUCAAGCCACCUGGUAUCACACCAGAGAACACACACAGGAGAGAAGCCUUAUAGCUGUGAUCAGUGUGGCAAGGGUUUUACCCAGUCAACCAACCUGGUAUCACACCAGAGAACACACACAGGAGAGCAGCCAUAUAGCUGUGAGCAAUGUGGGAAAAACUUUUCGCGGAGAGAACACCUUAAAGAGCACCAGAGAACACACACAGGAGAGAAACCUUAUAGUUGUGAUCAAUGUGGGAAAAGCUUUUCUCAGAUAGAACACCUUAAAGGACACCAGAGAACACACACAGGAGAGAAGCCUUAUAGCUGUGAUGUAUGUGCAGAUAGUUUUACUACAUCAAGCCAGCUGGUAGUACACCAGCGAGUACACACAGGAGAGAAACCUUAUAGCUGUAGUCAGUGUGGGAAGAGUUUUACUCAGUCAAACAGCCUGAAAUCACACCAGAGAACACACACAGGAGAUAAACCUUAUAGCUGUGAUCAAUGUGACAAGAGAUACUCUCAUUCAAGUGGUCUGAUUAAACAUCAGAAAAUACAUGCAGGAGAUCCACAGAGUGUAGAAUGAUCUCCAACACCAGACCUGGGUAGUAGAACACAGAGUGUAGAAUAAUCUCCAACACCAGACCUGGUUGUAGAACACAGAAUGUGGAAUGAUCUCCAACACCAAACCUCUAUACAUCAAAUCACAUUUUAUUUAAUAAUAAUUUGGCACAUACACUUGUUUAGCAGAUGUUAUUGCGGGUGUAGCGAAACGCUUGUGUUUCUAGCUCCAACAGUCCAGUAAUAUCUAACAAGUAAUAUCUAACAAUACACACAAUCUAAAGGA
Oncorhynchus gorbuscha (pink salmon) is the source of this 3285-nucleotide messenger RNA. RefSeq names its product zinc finger protein 239-like. Gene Ontology annotation, molecular function: DNA-binding transcription factor activity, RNA polymerase II-specific; RNA polymerase II cis-regulatory region sequence-specific DNA binding. Gene Ontology annotation, biological process: regulation of transcription by RNA polymerase II. The transcript is spliced from 5 exons. NCBI's taxonomy places the organism in Eukaryota, Metazoa, Chordata, Actinopteri, Salmoniformes, Salmonidae. The record is from RefSeq and is a predicted model, not a curated record. The coding region runs from base 1930 to 3024 and encodes 364 amino acids.